UAUUCACCCUGAUUUGCAUGGAUUUCCUCCGGGAACCAACGGCUCUAUAACUGUGUUAAAUUGCAAGCGCCGGCCACAGUCCAUCACAGAUCCACCGGCAGAAGGGAAGCAAGAUGCGGACACUGUGUUUUUUCUGGUGUUUGUCAAUAUGGCUGGGCUCUGGAGAAUCCCAGAGUCUGACUCAACCUCCGACCGUGUCGGUGAAUCCAGGAUCCACGGCCAAGCUGGAAUGUAAUAUCGGAACAAAGGAUAGCGAAUAUGUGCACUGGUACAAACAGACACCGGGAAGAGCCCCACAAAUGGUGCUCUAUUACCAUUAUUCCUCCAGUAGCCCAAGCUACGGCCCUGGGUUUGGCAGCGACCGUUUCACAUCGACAGCCAACAGCGCCGGCACCAUUUACCAUCUGAUCAUAAAGAAUGUGGAGAUGAGUGACGCUGCUCUCUAUUACUGCGGAAAGUGGGUUUCAUCGAUCAGUAAUUUCGUGUUCGGCCCAGGGACCAAACUCUUUGUUGCAGAUCAGCAGCUCCCGGACCCUUCAGUGAAACUGCUUGGGCCGUCAGCCGAGGAGAUCUCCGCUAAAGGAGCGGGCACCUUAGUUUGCCUGGUCAGUAAGUUGUCGAUGGGCUUCCCUGUCGUCAGCUGGACAGUGAACGACAGUCCGACGAGCAGUGAGGUGCAAACCAGCGGGGUGACUCAGAACGCGGACAAAACCUUCAGUCUCAGCAGCUACCUGACGGUGCCCGGCGCAGACUGGAGCAGUGGGAAGAGGUACUCCUGCUCAGUUCAACAAGGAGCAGCCUCGACAAUAUCCGCAACAGUCACACAAUCCAGCUGUUAAACCGAGAGCGGCUUCGGCCUUGUUUGUUCCCUGAUUAACAGGAGAUCACUACCCUGCAUCCUUUUCAUUUACCACACUGACUCACUCAUCCCUGUACUUCCCUUCUGUUCCGCUCUCUCUAGUUUCCAUUCUGAUGUUGGAAUAUUUGUACCCUGAUUUCGGGCUGAUUUUGUUACUUUUCCUACGGAGAGGCUACGCGGUGUUAAAGUGGACAGUUACAUGUCUUCUGGAAAUUUCACGCGGUGAAUGGUUUUCUCUGGCACCGGGGAUUGGAAUAAUUCGAGUAAUUAAUGGGUGAUUUUGUGACUCGUCCUCAGUUUCAGACUAACGGAAGGUAACGGUAACUAAUUACAAAUAAACAUGAUCAGUG
This is a messenger RNA of Hypanus sabinus (Atlantic stingray), 1209 nucleotides long. RefSeq names its product immunoglobulin lambda-1 light chain-like. The coding region runs from base 114 to 839 and encodes 241 amino acids. The record is from RefSeq and is a predicted model, not a curated record. Lineage: Eukaryota; Metazoa; Chordata; Chondrichthyes; Myliobatiformes; Dasyatidae. The transcript has 3 exons.